AUGGAUUCUGUGGAUCAAGAUCGUCUCGAAGAUGAGGCUAUGAUUGAAACGAGAAGAAGGUGGCGGUGGAGCCAGGAACAAAUUGACGAGUUUCUGAGGGAAAGGACAAGAGAUCGAGAAGAACUGCGCCAGGAACUGGCUGCAGAAUUGCGUGAGAGGGAAAGCAUGGAAUAUGAAAGAAGACAUAGGGACCGGGCCUCCGGGCCAGCCAUGUUAGAUCUGUUUAUUCCGUCAGUCGGCGAGACAAGGGAACAAACCUGCGGGGUGUGCCUUGAGGAUUUCCUGGAAGGCGGAAAGAAGCUGAGGAGGAUGCCCUGCUACCACUCCUUCCAUCAGCGCUGCAUCUUCGACUGGCUUCGCUUUAACCGUCGCUGCCCAGUGUGCCGCUUUGCGAUCACCUCCGUCGAGGAGCAACGUGCCCUUGACCGGGCAAAAGCCGAGGCACCGGCGACAUGUGGUGAUAGGUCAGAGCCAGCCAAGAGGCCGAGACAGAACCCGGCUACUGAUUGA
This is a messenger RNA of Triticum turgidum subsp. durum (durum wheat), 510 nucleotides long. The record is from the annotation of a GenBank genome assembly. Lineage: Eukaryota; Viridiplantae; Streptophyta; Magnoliopsida; Poales; Poaceae.